This is a messenger RNA of Punica granatum (pomegranate), 984 nucleotides long. The record is from RefSeq and is a predicted model, not a curated record. NCBI's taxonomy places the organism in Eukaryota, Viridiplantae, Streptophyta, Magnoliopsida, Myrtales, Lythraceae.
ACGGAAAAGAGAGACAAGAGUUCAGAAAAGGAGAAGUGAGAACCAAUGGCUGGUGGUCCAUAUGACGGGCAGAUCUACUUCGACGUCAGGCCGCAGUACCCAAGCGAGUGGUACUCGAUGCUAUCCGCCUUGACUCCUCGCCGAGCCUUGGCCUGGGACGUCGGCACUGGAAAUGGCCAAGCCGCCGUUGGGAUCGCAGAGCACUAUGAUAGUGUGAUUGCAACGGACAUCAGCGAGGGCCAACUUGAGCACGGGAUCCCGCACCCUCAGAUCCGGUACCUUCACACACCAGACUCACUCUCCGAAGAAGAACUCGUUGCCAUGGUUGGUGGAGAGAACUCAGUCGACCUGGUGGUCGUGGCCACAGCAAUCCACUGGUUCGAUAUCCCAAAGUUCUACUCCGUGGUGAACCGAGUCCUGCGGAAGCCUGGAGGGUUAAUUGCCAUAUGGGGAUACAGCGACAUCAUAGGAGUAAACCCGGAAUUGGAUGCCCUUCAGAUCCGAUACCGUGAGUCCGCGAUGCCAUACUGGAGGCCGGGAGUGAAGUACAUAUUCGAGGAGUAUAGGAAUCUUCCCUUCCCAUUCAAGAGUGUCGGGUUGGGCGAAGAGGGACAGCCUCUGAAGCUGAGCAUGAAAAGAGAGAUGAAUUUCGAAAGGUUCCUGGACGUGAUGAGGAGUUCAUCGGCAGUUGGUGCGGCUAAAGAGAAGGGCGUGAACUUACUGACCGAGGAAGUUGUCCAAGAGUUCAAGAAAGCUUGGGGUGCGCCAGCGCCCGAUAUGGUCAGAGCUGUUACCUACAAUGUGUUUAUGAUUGCAGGGAAACUGAAAGAAUGAUUGUUUGGAUUCAGUCUGCAACUUCUAGUAGACAUAAUGUAAUUUGGCCAUCAAUCUUUACACGCUUCAAUAAUGGCAUGUAUCAUCUCGUCCCCAUGUUUGAUGAAAGAUGAAAGAUGAAAGAUAUGUUAAGAGCAUAGACUUUGAUUC